Molecule: messenger RNA, 6159 nt
Organism: Pedinophyceae sp. YPF-701
Lineage: Eukaryota; Viridiplantae; Chlorophyta; Pedinophyceae
Source: the annotation of a GenBank genome assembly
AUGACUGCCUUGGAGCUGUCGGCGGAGAAGCUGAGCGCGCUGACGGCGGCGGACAUGCAGCAGCUGGACGCGCUGGUGGUGUACGGGUCCAGCGCCAGAGUGCUGGACGGGACGUUUGGCAACAUGCUGCUGUCUCCUGACGUGAUGGACAGCGUCGAGCCCGUGGAUCUGCGCAUCAGGGACGACGAGGAGUAUGCGGGCGUCCGGGCGCUGAUGAGCGACGCGGCGGUGGUGGGCUACACGUUCCGCACGGUGUACGGCUGCUCUGUCGGUGGGAGGUACGUGGCGUCGAUAAUGGCGUGCCACGAGCUCAAGUACGACCCGCUGCGCGCGAUGCUGAGCUACGUGGCGUUGGGGAGUCUGCCCGGCCUGAUGAUGUACCGGAUGGGGUAUUCGGCCGCUUGUUCAAGAAUGCGGGGCGCGUUGGGCGUGGAGAUGAGGCGGGUGGAUCGCAUACCGUUCUACUUCAACAACGAGGGCUCCUUUGCCGUGCCGGUCGGGACGCGGGACCGGCCUGCUCCCGAGCCCCUGCCGGAGGCGCUCGGGGAGGUGAGCGCGGUGCUGGAGGCGGCGUGCAGCACCGUGCAGUACGAGGUGCAGUGUCAGAUGCUGAUGUAUGGGGAUAGGGAGCAGGCGGUGCUUGUGCUGGAGGAUGCGACGGGGAAGGGGCUGCGGCCGUUCGCGGUUGAUCCUGGCUUUGGGGCUGUCAAGGUGUUUUACCGCAGGGAGGGCGACACCACGGCGCCGUUCGAGCCGAACGUGACGGAGGUGACGUUUGUGGCGGCGCCGGGGCUGCGGGUGCCCGCCGAGGGGACGAUCGGCAACGUGACAAGCACGAUCACGGUGCCGGCAGGGUGUGGUGUGUGGGACGUGGACGUGGCGGUGGCGAUCAGCCACGAGCACUCGGCGGACCUGGAGCUGUCGCUGGAGCACGGCGGAAAGACUGUACGGCUGGCGUAUGACCAAGGCGGGAGCGCAGUGGACGCGUAUGCGGGAACGGUGUUUGACGACAGUGCGGGGCGGCUGGUGCAGGGACCGGGCCCGUUCACGGGGCGAUGGAUUGGCGACGCGCGGACGGGGCCGCUGGAGUUUGAGUUUAUGGACGCGACGGGGGAGUGGACGCUGGUGGUGGUAGACGACGAGGUGCUGGACGCGGGCAUGCUGCACUCGUGGCAGCUGCGGCUGCGGUGCUACGGCGACAUGGAGAGCUUCGUGCCGGCGGCGCUGGCGGUGAACGCUACGCAGGAGACCCCUGACCUUGUUGCUGGAUCGUUCGAGGGCGCUGCGGACGGGCGCCUGUGCCCCGAGGGUGAGCGGUGCGUUGCCGUGCUGUCGGGCUCGUCAGUGGACCGCAUUUCGGCUGCAGCAGCAGCACUGAACAUGACUGCCUUGGAGCUGUCGGCGGAGAAGCUGAGCGCGCUGACGGCGGCGGACAUGCAGCAGCUGGACGCGCUGGUGGUGUACGGGUCCAGCGCGUGCAGCAUCGGCGGGCUGCAGGCCAGAGUGCUGGACGGGACGUUUGGCAACAUGCUGCUGUCUCCUGACGUGAUGGACAGCGUCGAGCCCGUGGAUCUGCGCAUCAGGGACGACGAGGAGUAUGCGGGCGUCCGGGCGCUGAUGAGCGACGCGGCGGUGGUGGGCUACACGUUCCGCACGGUGUACGGCUGCUCUGUCGGUGGGAGGUACGUGGCGUCGAUAAUGGCGUGCCACGAGCUCAAGUACGACCCGCUGCGCGCGAUGCUGAGCUACGUGGCGUCGGGGAGUCUGCCCGGCCUGAUGAUGUACCGGAUGGGGUAUUCGGCCGCUUGUUCAAGAAUGCGGGGCGCGUUGGGCGUGGAGAUGAGGCGGGUGGAUCGCAUACCGUUCUACUUCAACAACGAGGGCUCCUUUGCCGUGCCGGUCGGGACGCGGGACCGGCCUGCUCCCGAGCCCCUGCCGGAGGCGCUCGGGGAGGUGAGCGCGGUGCUGGAGGCGGCGUGCAGCACCGUGCAGUACGAGGUGCAGUGUCAGAUGCUGAUGUAUGGGGAUAGGGAGCAGGCGGUGCUUGUGCUGGAGGAUGCGACGGGGAAGGGGCUGCGGCCGUUCGCGGUUGAUCCUGGCUUUGGGGCUGUCAAGGUGUUUUACCGCAGGGAGGGCGACACCACGGCGCCGUUCGAGCCGAACGUGACGGAGGUGACGUUUGUGGCGGCGCCGGGGCUGCGGGUGCCCGCCGAGGGGACGAUCGGCAACGUGACAAGCACGAUCACGGUGCCGGCAGGGUGUGGUGUGUGGGACGUGGACGUGGCGGUGGCGAUCAGCCACGAGCACUCGGCGGACCUGGAGCUGUCGCUGGAGCACGGCGGAAAGACUGUACGGCUGGCGUAUGACCAAGGCGGGAGCGCAGUGGACGCGUAUGCGGGAACGGUGUUUGACGACAGUGCGGGGCGGCUGGUGCAGGGACCGGGCCCGUUCACGGGGCGAUGGAUUGGCGACGCGCGGACGGGGCCGCUGGAGUUUGAGUUUAUGGACGCGACGGGGGAGUGGACGCUGGUGGUGGUAGACGACGAGGUGCUGGACGCGGGCAUGCUGCACUCGUGGCAGCUGCGGCUGCGGUGCUACGGCGACAUGGAGAGCUUCGUGCCGGCGGCGCUGGCGGUGAACGCUACGCAGGAGACCCCUGACCUUGUUGCUGGAUCGUUCGAGGGCGCUGCGGACGGGCGCCUGUGCCCCGAGGGUGAGCGGUGCGUUGCCGUGCUGUCGGGCUCGUCAGUGGACCGCAUUUCGGCUGCAGCAGCAGCACUGAACAUGACUGCCUUGGAGCUGUCGGCGGAGAAGCUGAGCGCGCUGACGGCGGCGGACAUGCAGCAGCUGGACGCGCUGGUGGUGUACGGGUCCAGCGCCAGAGUGCUGGACGGGACGUUUGGCAACAUGCUGCUGUCUCCUGACGUGAUGGACAGCGUCGAGCCCGUGGAUCUGCGCAUCAGGGACGACGAGGAGUAUGCGGGCGUCCGGGCGCUGAUGAGCGACGCGGCGGUGGUGGGCUACACGUUCCGCACGGUGUACGGCUGCUCUGUCGGUGGGAGGUACGUGGCGUCGAUAAUGGCGUGCCACGAGCUCAAGUACGACCCGCUGCGCGCGAUGCUGAGCUACGUGGCGUCGGGGAGUCUGCCCGGCCUGAUGAUGUACCGGAUGGGGUAUUCGGCCGCUUGUUCAAGAAUGCGGGGCGCGUUGGGCGUGGAGAUGAGGCGGGUGGAUCGCAUACCGUUCUACUUCAACAACGAGGGCUCCUUUGCCGUGCCGGUCGGGACGCGGGACCGGCCUGCUCCCGAGCCCCUGCCGGAGGCGCUCGGGGAGGUGAGCGCGGUGCUGGAGGCGGCGUGCAGCACCGUGCAGUACGAGGUGCAGUGUCAGAUGCUGAUGUAUGGGGAUAGGGAGCAGGCGGUGCUUGUGCUGGAGGAUGCGACGGGGAAGGGGCUGCGGCCGUUCGCGGUUGAUCCUGGCUUUGGGGCUGUCAAGGUGUUUUACCGCAGGGAGGGCGACACCACGGCGCCGUUCGAGCCGAACGUGACGGAGGUGACGUUUGUGGCGGCGCCGGGGCUGCGGGUGCCCGCCGAGGGGACGAUCGGCAACGUGACAAGCACGAUCACGGUGCCGGCAGGGUGUGGUGUGUGGGACGUGGACGUGGCGGUGGCGAUCAGCCACGAGCACUCGGCGGACCUGGAGCUGUCGCUGGAGCACGGCGGAAAGACUGUACGGCUGGCGUAUGACCAAGGCGGGAGCGCAGUGGACGCGUAUGCGGGAACGGUGUUUGACGACAGUGCGGGGCGGCUGGUGCAGGGACCGGGCCCGUUCACGGGGCGAUGGAUUGGCGACGCGCGGACGGGGCCGCUGGAGUUUGAGUUUAUGGACGCGACGGGGGAGUGGACGCUGGUGGUGGUAGACGACGAGGUUCUGCACACUGGGACGUUGCACUCGUGGACGCUGGACUUGAAGUGCUUCAGCCCAGCAGUGAUCUUGUCGUUCGUCACGUCCGAGGCGGACUGGAGCCCCUGCAGCGCCACGUGCGGCAGCGGGACCCAGACGGCGUCCGUGACAUGCAUGGAGCACGUGUUCUUCCCGUCGAACGGCACCUACACGCCCGGGACGGUCGUCGCCGACUCCCGCUGUCUGGACGCCGGGUUGGAGCGGCCGGCCAUGCGCACUCGGCUGUGCAUCGAGCCGCCGUGCAAGAAGCCGGUGCUGGAGUUUGGGGCGUUCGGGGCGUGCGAUGCGCAGUGCGGCGGGGGGCUGCGGUACCGCUCCGCGUCGUGCGUGGACGCGGUGACGGCGAUGCCGAUGGCUCUGUCGGAGUGCGCGUUCUCGCACGCGGCGAACUUCUCGCUGAUCACGGAGGCCUGCAACGAGACGCCGUGCGCGUCGUUCGUCCUGGAGUACCCCGACACGUGGACGAGGUGCUCCGCGACGUGCUGGGACCGGGCGAACAACGCGUCGAUGCCCAUGCAGACGCGAGCGGCGGUGGGGAUGGGGAACUGCACUGCGCUCGGGCUGGCCGUGGACGCGUCGCUGCUGCAGCAGCCGUGCAACGCCGAGCCGUGCGUGACGUACGAGUGGCAGACCGGGGCGUGGGGCGCGUACACCAACGCUGCGACGGGCGCGGCGGCCACGUGCGACGCGGGCGACGGGUCGACAUACACACAGAGUCGCGCGGUGUCGUGUCGGGGGUCGGACGGGAGCAGCGUGCCGGACGCGGAGGCAGCCAGCCGCUGCACGGCGCCAAUCGCGAUGCCGUGUGCCUACUCGGCGGACACGAUCCCACAGGGCCGCCGCAACAAGUGCAUCCCGAACGGCGCGCUGUUUACGUGCGAGUGUGCGAGGGAUGGCAACGGCAACGCUCUAUACACGGGGACGCGGUGCGAGUCGAUCGUGACGCCGGACUGCCCUGCGCCGGGGAAGAUGUACGUGGUGAACGGCGUUGACACGUGCUGCCCGUCGGGGGUGUACACGUCGAGGCUGGAGUGCUGUCCGUUCGCCGACAUGGUGGAGGACGCGAACGGGGCGUGCUGCUUCAGGGACGCGCGGACCGCGGCCGGCCGCGGGGACGUGCUGGACGGGUGCAACGUGUGCGGCGGCAAGGGCAAGGGGCGUGUUGGCGGGGAGUGCUGCGAGGGCACGGCCGACAAGCACGGCAAGUGCUGCCCGCCGAACAACCCCUUCACGGCGCUGAAGCAGGAGGUGGACGAGUGCGGGAACUGCGGGGGCGGCAACCGGGGGUGCAACUUUGAGGCCACGGUGACGUUCGACGUGCCGCCGUCAAACAGGAACCACCCGGAGCUGAACAGCAGCGUGGCGACGUGGGUGUCGGAGUCGACGGGCGCAGGGGGGCACCGCGUGAACGUGACGGGCCACACGUCGGGGUCCGGGACGAGAAUGAACUCGGACGUGACGAUCGGCGGCGUUCAGAAUGACGGGGACGCGGCGAUGAGUCAGGGCCGCAUUGCGGGCUCGAUCGCUGCGUCUGUGGCACAGGGCAAGGAGCUCAGGACCACGGAGCGCGUGUCCCGCGCCUCGCGCGCGCUGAUGCAAACCACGCUGGGAACGGGGAUCGGCGUGCAGGCUGUGGGGACGCAAGCAGUGUGUGGCAACGGUCGGUGCGAAGGGCUGUCCGAGACCGUCGUGGUCGGCUCGAGCGGGGUGACGGGAGGCUGCACCACCGUCGGGCCGUCCGGUGCGACCGACUGCGCGACGCCCAUCUACACCUGCAAGGCGCCGGACUGGGCCCCGACGGUGGCGUGCGGCGGUGUCGGAGCAUGCGUCGCGGACGACGCGUCUCUGCCCGUGCUGCAGCAGACGUCGAUCUGCCAGUGCGACACUGGGUACGCCGGGGAGGCGUGUCAGGUCUGCGACACGGGGUACGCCGAGGCGGAGGGCAGCCGCGCGGCAGGGUCGCUGCGGUGCCUGCGUCUGACAGUGACGGCGUCGCAGGCGGUCGCGGCGACGGACCCGCCUGUAGCGCUGGCGACCGCGGGCAGCUCGGAGGGCACCGCUGAUUCAGGGGCGGGUUCGAUGCCCAACAUCUUCUUGAUCGCAGGCGCUGCCGGUGGUGUCGCUCUCGUCAUCGCAGUCACCGUAGCGACGGUGGUGAUCAUCGAGGACUUCAUGGACGUCAUGACCGGAGUCUGA